Phaedon cochleariae (mustard beetle) is the source of this 435-nucleotide messenger RNA. The record is from the annotation of a GenBank genome assembly. NCBI's taxonomy places the organism in Eukaryota, Metazoa, Arthropoda, Insecta, Coleoptera, Chrysomelidae.
AUGACUGAUAAUGAUUUAGAGCAACUGGCAACUUUUAUGGGUCAUACAACAGGAGUCCACAAAAAUUUAUAUAGGUUACCGAACGACGUGUACCAGACAGCUGAGGUGUCGAAACUACUACUUUUGAUGGAUAAAGGAAACGCUAGUGAGUUCAAGGAAAAAGCAUUGGAUGGAAAAGAAAUAGAUAUAGAAGAUCUUUUUGAGGAAAAAGAGGAUUUUGUGGAGAGUGAUGAAGAAUUACAUCGUUUCAAUGAAGAUAGUGGCAUGAAUAAUGAAGCGGGACCAAUUGAAAUAGAAACAGCAAUUAAUGAUAGUCCAAAAACGACAUCAAAAAAAUUUAAACGAAUCCUAAUCCCAUGGACGGUUGAGCAGAAAGAAAUCGUGAGAGAAUUGUUCAAAGAUAAUAUUGAGAAGAAGAUACCACCAAAGAGAUAA